Bufo gargarizans (Asiatic toad) is the source of this 3100-nucleotide messenger RNA. RefSeq names its product testis-specific serine/threonine-protein kinase 1-like. Gene Ontology annotation, molecular function: tau-protein kinase activity; protein serine/threonine kinase activity; ATP binding. The record is from RefSeq and is a predicted model, not a curated record. Lineage: Eukaryota; Metazoa; Chordata; Amphibia; Anura; Bufonidae. Gene Ontology annotation, cellular component: cytoplasm. Bases 859 to 1947 code for a protein of 362 amino acids. The transcript has a single exon. Gene Ontology annotation, biological process: protein phosphorylation; intracellular signal transduction; microtubule cytoskeleton organization.
UUAAUUAAUCAAGGUAGCAAAGGAAGCAAUAGGAACAAUCACAAUACAUUAAUAAGUGGCUUGUAUUAACGGUCCCUACAUGAUAAAUGCCAUUUGCUGAAGUGAGAAAAGCCAUUUAAUAAAAAUUGUUUGUGGAGACAGAUCACUUUAACCAAUUCACUUAUUGUCACGUAGAUGUAACUUGCAGUUAGAUAACCCUUCCUGCAUCCCCACAUACAUGUAGUUAAUGGUGCCUGCCGGCCCACCCACUGGAGUAUAGGUAUGAUAGCCGCCCACCAGUAUGAAUGGCUGGGAUUGGAGAAAACUCCUAUCACAUUUAUUUUUCUGCACUGUAAUCAACACAGAUAGUGUAGCUCAAAAAAUGCAAGGGCCUUUUUUGUCAUCUCACCUACAAUAUCCCAGUACUGCAAUCUUCAGGUCUGAUGGUUUAAUAUGGUCACCCUGAUGUCCACAAACUGUUCCCAGUGCCUUCUGAGACAGCUGUCCAAUAUAAUUAGAGCAUUUGUCUGUUGUAUACCAAUGUAUAUUGUCCCAAUCAAGGCCUCUGGCAAGUUAUUGGAGCCAUAUGGUUAUGCUUCUUGCGUGUGCCAGUGUAAACCUAGUCUAACCAUGUAUCGCAAGCUGUACACCCGCACAAGACCUCAUGCACGUGACCGUAUUGGUCGAGUGCAUGGGGCCUAAGAGAUUUUUAUUUAUUUUUUUACAGUAACUGUCCUGUGUUGUGGCAUCGAAUGACAUUGUCUGGCAUUGUGAAACUAGAAGUAGUAUGACAUCACUACGCUCUAGAACACCCACAUGCAGUAGAAAAAUAUACUAAUUACAAUGUAGAAUAACAUCUCACCAAAUUCUCAACCAGUCAUGGACGACUCUGCCGUACUUAAAGUAAGAGGAUACAAAAUUGGCAUAAUCUUAGGUGAAGGCUCAUAUGCAAAAGUUAAGUCAGCAUUCUCAGAACGUCUAAAAUGCAGUGUUGCUGUGAAGAUUAUUAAUCGUAGAAAAUCUCCACCAGAUUUUUUGCAGAAGUUCCUUCCCCGUGAAAUGGAGAUCCUGACUGUCAUGAACCAUCAGUCUAUCAUAAAGACGUACGAAAUCUUUGAGACAUCUGUGGGCAAGGUAUAUAUUGUAAUGGAGCUGGGUGCCCAAGGGGACUUGUUGGAAUUCAUCAAGAGCAGAGGACCAAUACCAGAAGACGUGGCACGAAAAUUGUUCUAUCAACUAGCCACGGCUGUAAAAUAUUGCCAUGAUUUAGAUAUUGUCCACAGAGAUCUGAAGUGUGAGAAUAUUCUAUUGGAUAAAGCGUACAACAUUAAACUUUCAGACUUUGGUUUCGCUAGACGUUUAGGCAACAGUAGUGAAAUGGUCUUCAGUAAAACUUACUGUGGAUCUGCUGCUUAUGCUGCGCCAGAGGUCUUACAAGGAAUACCCUAUGAACCUAAGCUCUAUGAUAUCUGGAGCCUUGGAGUGAUAUUAUUUAUAAUGGUCUCUGGUUCAAUGCCUUAUGAUGAUUCCAACAUAAAGAAGAUGUUACGUAUACAGAAGCAACACCAUAUAGACUUUCCACGAUCUAAACAUCUUUCUAAUGACUGUAAAGACAUCAUUAUCCACAUGCUUCAGCCAGACGUACGCCAGCGUCUAACCAUAAAUGAAAUUUUGAACCAUAGCUGGCUUCAGCCUCUCUCAAAAGCUAAAGGAUCUGAACUUCCCCUUCAAAGUAAAAAGGAUGUGAACUCUGCUGAUCAGAUUUCUUAUUUUAAGCAAGAGGCCGCAAACAAAGAAAAAGCCACUCCUAAAUCCCAAACACAAAAGGAAGACCAGACUUCUGAGGAGGCAAGUCUCCAAGAUAGACUUCUGCAGCAAGAGCCAGUAAAGACAGCAGCAGACACAAACACAUCAAGCAAAGACGGAGCUGCAAUAGUCAGUCAUCAUAUACCAGUUGCAAGUAGUUAGCUCAUUCAAAAAUGUGUUUUUCUCAGUGCAUAGUUCAAUUGUUGUUAUUUUCCAAAGGCAUAACCAUUCACAGACACUUACCUACUAAACCAGAUUUUCCAUUUUUAAUCUCCUACACUAUAGCUACCUAAUGUCAUGUUAUUCAUCUUACUUGACCCAGGCUAGAAAUUUUAUUUUAGUGUAGGUGGAUGGAAACUGACUCAAAAGAGCAGAGGUCAGGUCUAAUAGUGUAGACAUGUCAUGUCACUAUCAACAGCGGAUGUCAUUGCUCACUGCAGCAGGAUCACCCUGUGUUCACUUAUUAUUUAAAGGUAAGUAAAGAGCCUGCUUUUGGUACACCAUCUAUACGUUUUACCAUCAGCACCUCUUCAUAUGCAUGCAUGAGUGACAAGGCAUUGGUGUUUGUAGCAUCCCAUUCAGCAGACUGCUACUAAUCUCAUCUCUAAGGGUCCAUUCACACGUCUGUAGAAUGGGUCCGCAUCGGUUCAGCACAUUGCGGACCCAUUCAUUCUCUAUGGGGCAGGAAUGAUACGUACAGCACAGAGUGUGCUGUCCGCAUUUCUGGAGCGCUCCCCCAAUAUUAAGGUCCGCGGCUUUGGGGGAAAAAAAUUGAAUAUAUCCUAUUCUUGUCCGGACAAGAAUAGGCAGUACUAUGGGGGUGCCGGCCGGGUGUAUUGUGGAUCUAGAAUACACUAUGGACGUGUAAAUGGACCCUUAAAGUGGCCAUACAUCAACACCACUUAAUAUGUAUUGAGGUAUCCCAACUUUCCCUCGACUCCAGAUGUCAGGUGACAGAAGAGUUAGGACUUAUUGGUUUUCAACAUGUCAGGUGCUUUAUUCUCAAGGGAGAUUAAUUCACAAGCCAGAGGUGUCUGGCAGCCAUGUAUUCCCCUCACCCCAUUUUGAACAUGAUCACACUCGGCCAAGCAUGCACGUGUAUGGGGGAUGAAAAGCAAUGGCUAUUGCCUAUGGCCACAUUUAGGGUGGUGUCAAACAUAGCUUUUAAUGGCAGUUUCUGAGGCAAAGCUACUAGUGGAUCCAUCAGGAAGAAGUUUAAGCUUUCCUCUCCCAAAAUAACCUGCUUUGGCUCCAAAAAAAAAAAAAAAAAAAACACACACACCAGAAAAGACCAUUUUUUUUCCAGUAUUUUAUG